Messenger RNA from Colletotrichum aenigma, 1962 nucleotides. RefSeq lists its product as uncharacterized. Bases 1 to 1962 code for a protein of 653 amino acids. The transcript has 2 exons. The record is from RefSeq and is a predicted model, not a curated record. NCBI's taxonomy places the organism in Eukaryota, Fungi, Ascomycota, Sordariomycetes, Glomerellales, Glomerellaceae.
AUGGCUUCGCGCGAGAGCUUCGGCAAGAUUGGCUCGGACGACGAUUGGGAGGAGAUUGCCGACAACUAUUCCGUCAAGUCGCUAUCCUCCGACGACGAGGAAGACGAGAAGCCCGCCGCGUCUCCCGUCCCGACCCGAUCCAAAGUCGACUCUUCUCCUCGCAGUCAGACGUCUCCUACUCGACAUGCUCCUCAAGUCACUGCAAGCCACGAUGCGAACGAUGCGAACACGUCCGAUCUAGGACAUGCCCUAUCAAAGAUGGAUAUUGGCACUCAGUCUGCUCCUAGACCAACCAGCCCCGUGUCUGUCGACAAGGUGGCGGCGAUCAAGACCACGUCCGCAUCGAAGCCAAAGGCCCCGCUGCCGCCGACCCAGCAAGAUAUAAGACAACCUACCGCAUCGUCUCCCCGGGAAGACUCUCAACGACCACAAUAUCCCCGUGCCCCCACGUCAGGAAACGUCUAUCGAUACACGAAAGCGCCAGCCGCGGCGACAGAUAACGCCACCCUUUCCUCUUUCGCAUUCCCCGACGAAAAGACAAGACGUGCUUACAUGCUUGAAUGCGGUCCUCCAGCUCCUCUCCCUAAUCCUGCUCGAGCUCCGCGAAGUCGACCUACAGUAUCGAGCACAUCUGCCAUUCAACAUAAGAGACCAGAGGAUACCUUCACACCACAGUCCAAUGCCUCAAAGACAUCUGAUGUCAGCAAUGAAGCAACGUAUCCUAACCUGCCUUGCAAUGAUGCAACCCACGAGUUGGGCAGCUGGAAACAGUUAACAAUGGGCAAAAUCACUUCCGCUCCUCUCAAGAAUCUGAACCCCCAGGAGUCGGGCCCCAGAAAAGGCGCGAAAGGCGUGCCGAGAAUCGGCGACAUGUCAUUGAAAGGUUUUACUGAACAAGAGCGAAAGCCAAAAGAGAUGGUCUCGCAAUGCGGAGCGUCCUUUGGUGCAUCUACCCAUGACACGGCACCAGAAUCUCUUGGCGACACACUGGACCUCGACGAGACUUCCACAGAUCCCAUCGUCAUCGACAAUGCGCUACAGUCUCUUUCAAGAAUGCUGCGAGAUACCAGCCCGGCACUUUGCAUAAUGCAUCUGAAGCAUGCGACGAAGGUCCUCCCUGCUUGCAAGUCUCUCCUGGCUCAGGUUGAUAGUCUCACGCCCAUCCUUGCCGUCUACGCAGCAAAGUGCAAUCAACCCAUUACCACGGCGAGAGACGUCCCGUUGGAUGCUAGUCUGAUGAUGUGGAUAGCCUCACUGAGCCGCACUUUGUGGGAGAUUGGUUUUGAAUUCAAGAUCGUCGAGUCCAACAAUCCUGGCUCAAGCAGUCCAAAGCGUGCUCCUUCGCUUGAGACAUUGGUUGGUGAGCUUGAGAGCGCCGCGAAACAAAUGGAUGAAUUUCUCCCCAUCAUUCAAGCUGAUUUCGCCGAAUUUCAGAAGAAGCCAUGGUAUGUUUUCCCUGGUAUCACAGCGGCACCCGCACCCAAAUACGAGAUCGAAACUCCCAAUGACUAUCAACGACCUCGCACCCGGCAGACUAUGUAUGGCCUGAAAAAGGAACUGCAGCAUGCCAUUUCCAUCCUGAAAGACUGUCAGAGAUGGCUUCCCGACGCUGCCAAGGUUAUAGUGGGCGAUGUGACUAAUGGCAUGGGCAUUCUUUUCGAUGUCGUUGGCGGCAUCAUGGCCAGCAAUGGCCCGGCGUGGAUCGAAGGCCUUACAUCGGAGACUGGAAGGCCCAGACUCAUCAACCACUCCGAGUUCGGAAACCUGGAUCCCAUCGUAAUCGAGGACUACAGCGCUCGCAUCCAACAGAUUUGUGGCUUGGUUCACAUUGACGCCGCUGAGAGCCGUACGUGGUCCGAGGAAAUGAUUCGGGAGCAUCACGUCUGCAUGCUCAUCGAGCAGCAACAAAUCGACUCGCUGGAGCAUAUUGUUUCAGUCUUGAAGGGGAUGCUGCUUCGUUAA